Messenger RNA from Caenorhabditis bovis, 1395 nucleotides. The record is from the annotation of a GenBank genome assembly. NCBI's taxonomy places the organism in Eukaryota, Metazoa, Nematoda, Chromadorea, Rhabditida, Rhabditidae.
AUGGUAGAAAAAGCGACAUGGAAUGUUUGGCAGUUGGGUAUUGGAUUCUUCUUCAAUUUUUUUGCGUUCAACUCGCAAGGAUUUAUUGAAGAAGUUGUGAUUGAUAGCGCGUCAGCUGAUCAGAAAAUUAAUAAUCAUGCGGGUUAUUAUAGUUUGGCGAUUAUAUAUGCCGUAUUCACUGCUGCCAAUUUCAUUGCCGCCCCGAUCGUUGAUAUCCUAUCUCCGAAAUGGGCCAUGGUGGUUGGAGCUCUUUGUUAUGCUGCAUUUCAAGUUGGUUUUCUGUUUCUUAAUGAAAUCUAUCUCUAUGCUUCAAGUGCGGUUCUUGGAUUUGGGGCAGCAAUUAUAUGGACGGGGCAAGGAUCUUAUCUCUCACAAAAUUGUACCAAGGCGACAACUAGCAGAAACAGCGCCUUACUUUGGGGACUUUCUGAAAGCAGCUUGCUCGGUGGUGGCAUAUUCUUGUGCGCAAUUUUCGGUGCUACAUCUGCUACUACACUCACCCCAGAUAUUAUAAAUGUGCUUUAUGCGGUCUUCACAAUUCUUGCCGUAUCUUCUGCAAUAAUUUUUGCAUUUCUUCAAGCUCCUGUAUUCCCAGAAUCAAGAAAUAAAAACGAUUAUGCCGAUUUGAUAGGAGGAACCUUUAAACUUAUGGUCACAAAGAAGAUGUUGCUGUUGUCAAUUGUUUUUGGAUACACGGGCAUCGAACUCUCGUUUUGGUCAGCAAUUUAUCCAACAUGCAUAUCAUUUACCCGUCAGUUAGGAACUAAUACAAAUCUUUUUCUUGCUUUAAAUAUGAUCACAACUGGUUUUGGACAAGGAACAGCUGGUCUCUUGUUCGGAUUACUCGGGGAAAAGCUGCGAAAGAUUGGCCGUGAUUCUGUUGUUCUGUUGGGAGCUGUGGUUCAUUUGCUUGCAUAUGCAUUGUGUUACAUGAACUUCCCUCCAGAUGCUUCUUUAAAACAAACUGACGACCUUGGAGGUUUGCUGUAUCCAAAUAUUUCAAUCUCAUUGAUUAUUGGAUUUCUACUUGGUUUCGGCGACGCGGCGUGGAACACUCAAUUGUACUCGUACAUUUGUGAUAGCUUCCCAGAUAAAAGCUCUCAAGCUUUCGCCGUGUUUAAAUUUUAUCAAUCGGGACUAUCUUGCGCUGCUUUCUUCUAUUCACCUGUCCUUCAACUCCAAUGGCAUCUCGCAAUUCUUACUAAGAGCGCUAUUUUGGCUUCUGCUGUGUAUUUUAUUGCCGAAGCAAUUGAACGGAACAAUGCUGCUAGCAAGGCAUCUCUCGAACAUUCAUUGAAAAACAGCACAAUUGCUUAUAAAAUUGAUGAAGACGAUCAGAAUUCGGGUAUUUUGAGUUUGACGUUUGAAAUGAAUUUACGAGUUUCACAGGCAUAA